AUGGGAAAGAUAUUUCCGGAUCCCUUGGAACGUGGUGACGAAUGUUACCGGAGGAUCAGCGGCCGUCUGCCCUCGAUUACAGUGGAGCUAACGGACGUGGGCGAGGUGGAGAGCGGAGAGCUACGUUGGCCUCCUGAGGAGCCCAGCCCCUGUACAGUUGUUGAGGACCUCUUUAAGGCCACCAGUGAGCAGGAAAGUCCCAGAGAAACCCAGCCAGGGCUAAGUGAAGCCACGCCUCCCGGGAAGGAGGAGACUGAACAGAAGGAGGCAGAGACAAGGAGAGAUGGAGGAACGAAGGCUGUGAGCUUACCUCACAAAGGUCAAGGCCAAGGGGUGGCAAAACUGAGGAACUGAGAAUAGUAUCCCAUUCCUGAGGGUUGCUUAUAAAGGACACAACUCCUGGCACAAAGCCCCCAAUAUCAACGUUCCAAA
This is a messenger RNA of Rhincodon typus (whale shark), 432 nucleotides long. RefSeq names its product protein LBH-like. The record is from RefSeq and is a predicted model, not a curated record. Bases 1 to 354 code for a protein of 117 amino acids. NCBI's taxonomy places the organism in Eukaryota, Metazoa, Chordata, Chondrichthyes, Orectolobiformes, Rhincodontidae. The transcript is spliced from 3 exons.